Molecule: messenger RNA, 1561 nt
Organism: Dermacentor silvarum
Lineage: Eukaryota; Metazoa; Arthropoda; Arachnida; Ixodida; Ixodidae
Product: gonadotropin-releasing hormone receptor-like
Exons: 1
Coding region: 181-969 (262 amino acids)
Biological process (GO): G protein-coupled receptor signaling pathway
Cellular component (GO): membrane
Molecular function (GO): G protein-coupled receptor activity; peptide binding
Source: RefSeq, a predicted model, not a curated record
CCUUUGUCAUUAUGAAAAGUAAGCACGGUGACUAAACUCUGCAGUACGACGGGGGUUGCAUCCGGUUUCCAGAAGGCGUACAGACUGAGCACCUCUGGCUUCACGGCCUUCGCUCGUUCUGCGGCUGGCCUGAAAGGCAAUGGGGCCAGACGUGGCCUUUGGAACGGCACUGCCACCACCAUGCCAUAUGAGUUCGCAGAAAUAUCCAACUCUAACAACGAGACGACGCUGGCGGAAGCGGCGACGGUCACAGCGGAUGAAGACGUGUUCGGCCCUAUGUAUGCCAGUACUCUGCGAAUCGCCCUUAUCACCACCAUGUUCGUUCUGUCACUCAUCGGCAAUACAAUCGUAUGCUACCGCCUGCUGACGUCGCGGCGCCACAGGGUGUUCAAGGCUCAGGUGCUGUUCCUGAACCUGGCCCUGGCCGACCUUCUCGUCACGCUGGUUACCAUGAACUCGCAGCUUCUUUGGGAGAUCAUGGGACGCGUCUGGGUCGCCGGCGACGGACCCUGCCGCGUAUUCAAGGUGAUGCAGACGUUCGCGCUUGUCUCAUCCACGUAUAUGCUCGUGGGUAUAGCUGUGGACCGCCACUACGCCAUCUGCAAGCCGCUCGUGCCGGCGCCCAGACCUCGCUCCGUGGCUGCCAUUUGCUGGCUGCUCUCGCUCGUUCCAUCCCUGCCAAACCUGUUCGUGUUCCGCGUGGUCGUGGUUCGAGACAAGUGUUACUGUGCCUCGGUCUUCUACAUCUAUCGGGAUUCCGCUACCACAGCCCGGCAAAUCUACAUGGCGUGCGUGUUCACACUCGUCUUCAUCCUUCCACUGUGUGCGCUGGUAGGGCUCUACACUAGCAUCCUACUCAGGAUGCGGAAGAUGGGUGCCACCAACACCAGGACACCGGGAGGCGUUCGCAUAGGGCUUACGACGACGUCGACAGUCGAGGACAACGAAAAUGCCGACAGCUGUCAGUGAGAGCUCACACAGAAGCACGCUGCCUAGAGCGCGUCUGCGGACUCUGAAGAUGGCGGUGGUGAUAUUUAUGGCAUUCCUGGUGACUAACUUGCCUUACAUGGUACAAGAGAUGAUUUUAGCCUUUGCGCGAGACAUCUCGCUGGGGCCUCACGUGGUGGCCGUGUUUGGCGUCAUCUCUGCCUCCAACAGCGCCAUUAACCCAUACGUGUAUCUGGCCUUCAAUGGCGGUGCGGCAGGCACGAGUUGUGAUGCUCGCGUGCGCGGCUUGUGGCGUAGGUUGACGUGUUCUUCGGGCUCAAAACGCACGACCAUCAUGUUUCGCACGUCGUGCUCAACGUUGCCGACUCGACGCCGUAAGCGGCCAAUAACGGCGCAAGGGCCACUUUCUGAGCAAAAGCACGGAAGUAGCGGACACCUUGGAGCGCCGGAGGAAAAGAUGUGAGAAGUGAACGCAGAUUGCAGGUGGAGUCGUUGUACUGCCAAGUUGGUAAUUUUAAACAGCGCAUGACAUAGUCAUUUUAGGGUAAACUGCCCUUUACCCCGUCGUAAAUUAUUGAGAAGUGAACUGGGCUCGUUUGGUAUGGAUUUUUUC